GAAAACUGUGUCCGUUUAUAUUUUUGAUGAGCACCUGAUGAAUAAUUAUCAGUAAUUACAAGAUAAAUAUAAAAAAAAAUGGUUUUGGCUAAAAAUCAUAAGCGUUACUUAAAGUAAUAUGUAUUUUGUCAAAAUACUAUCAAAUGAUGUUGAACUUAAAAAUAUCAAUUUUGGGAUUUAUUAUUCAAAUAUCUUUAUUAGUUUCAAUAUUCGAUAUAUAUUUCAAGUCACCAAUUAUAAAUGGUAUACCUGAUCAAUAUGUUUUGUAUGAACCGCCUGCUGAUCGUUUAGUACUUUUUAUUGCUGAUGGUUUGAGAGCUGACACAUUUUAUGAUCAUGUCGAAAAUGGACAUAGCACAUUUUUUAAAAAUAUAUUUCAUGUUGGUGCUUCUUAUGGAUUUUGUCACACUAGGGUACCUACUGAAUCUCGUCCAGGUCACAUUGCCCUUAUUGCAGGAUUUUAUGAAGAUCCAUCUGCUAUUUUUAAAAAAUUUAAUCAAUUUCAGGGUUGGAAAGAGAACAUAGUUAAUUUUGAUUCUGUUUUUAAUAAAAGUGAUUUAACAAUUUCAUGGGGUAGUCCUGAUAUAGUUUCAAUUUUUCAAAAAGGAUCAAAUGUAGGAAAUGUUAUAACUUAUUAUUAUGAACCUAAUUUACAAGAUUUCACUGGAAAAAAUGGUUCUAGUGCUUUACUUUCUAAAUGGGUUUUUGAUAAAGUAAAAUUAUAUUUUGAAACUUCUAAAGUGAAUCAUUCAAUACAUAAUAUGCUUAAGAAAAGAAAAUUGAUUUUAUUUCUACACUUAUUGGGCACUGAUAUUUCAGGACAUAUAGAUAAACCACAUUCUAAGGAAUAUUUAGAAAAUUUAAAAGUUAUAGAAAAUGGUAUAAAAGACACAGUAGAUAUAUUAGAAACUUUCUAUAAUGAUAAUCGUACAGCAUAUAUUUUUACUUCUGAUCAUGGAAUGACUGAUUGGGGUUCACAUGGAGAUGGAUCAAUUAGUGAAACUGAAGUGCCAUUUGUUACUUGGGGAGCAGGAUUGUCUAAAGUUUCCAAUCAAAUUAAUUCGUUAAAACUAAAUAUUAAACAAAUUGAUAUUGCCCCAUUGAUGGCUACCAUAAUUGGAGUUCCUAUUCCAGUGAAUUCAGUGGGUGUUUUACCUCUAGAAUUAUUUUCAACUGAUAUAAAUGAAAAAGCAAAAUAUUUGUUAGUCAAUGCUUUUCAGUUAAAUGCAGCUUUUUCAACUAUACGUGAACAAAUUGAAAAACAAUCUUUUCAAUGGUUUUAUGUUCCAUUUAAACCUCUUCACCAAAAAAUUCAAAAAAAUUAUCUUGAUGAAAUUACUGUGCUUUUAAAUGAAUCAAAAUUUGAUGAUUGUAUAAAGUUAUGUUAUGAAUGGAUAGAUCUUAGCUUAAAUGGCAUUGAUUACUAUAAUACAUACUUCAAGCUACCACUUCUUUUAUGUGUAACCUUAAUUAGUUUUGGCUGGAUUACUUUACUUAUAAUAGAAACUAUUAACACACGUUCAUACAGAAAUAAAAAUAAUACAACUAUAAUAAUAGUUAGUCUAUCAUUUCUUUUAAUGGCUAUACUGUGUACCAUAUUUAUUUAUGCUCAAUCUCUGCCUUUGCAAUUUUAUGUUUAUUCAUUUUUGCCAUUAAUUGUAUGGUGGAUAUGUAUUUUUAAACUUUUGAGAAAAAUUAGUUUAGUAAAACUUUCAAAACUUAUAUUUGAAAUUGAUAAAAACAUAUUUGUUGAAAUGUUAUUAUAUUUUAUUGGAAUUGAAUUAUUGGUAUGGACCUUCUUUGAACGAUGUUUAUUAAGCUUAGCAUUAUUGAUUAAUUCCUUAUGGAUGACAUAUAGCUCAUUUAAAUAUGGAUUUUCUCUGGAUAAAAUAGUAAUCAUUUUUCUUUCAUCAGCAUGGUUUUCAAGUUUUCCUAUGAUUUUGGUGAUUGAUGGACAUAAAAACAUUAUGAAUGUUAUAUUAGGUGGAGUUGUUUGGUUAUUGGCUGGCUUAAUGCAUGCAAAAAACAAAAGAGGAUUAUAUAAAAUGUUUGCUUUUACUCAAGUUGCUCUACUAGGGAUUGCCAUACUAAAUGUCUCGAUAGUCUCAAAUAGUAUAGAUAAUAAAUUGGGAUUAAACUUUUACAAUCAAAUUUUAUCUUGGGCAAUAUCAAUUGUAGCAGUAUGUAUCUAUAGAAAAUCACAAGAUUUAAUAAAUAAUGUUACAUCUUUAUUCAUCUCAUUAAGUGUAACUUAUAUUCAGUUGUCAAUAAAUAUGGAAGUAGUUUUUAUAUUAGUAUUAACUGUUACUUUAGCAUGUUGGAGAAAAAUUAUAUUAAGAUCAAAUAACUCAACAAAUUCUCUGAGAACUCAAUGGAGUUGUGCAUUUUUCUUUCUGUUGUUUAGUUUUGGAUCUUUUUUUGGUACUGGUAAUAUAGCAUCCAUUAAUUCAUUUGAUCCAUCAAUUGGACAGUGUUUUGUUUCAGUAUUUUCACCAUUUACUAUAUUUGGGUUAGUUCUGUUUAAAAUUAUAGUACCAAUUAUGUUGACUUGUUGUACAUUUUACAUAACUUGUGUCAAAUUAAAGAUACCACCUUCAAACGUAUUUUCUUUGAUGUUGGCUUUGUCAAAUGUUAUGGGUCUUCACUUUUUAUUUUUCAUUAAAAAUACUGGUAGUUGGCUGGAUAUUGGAAUGUCAAUAUCACACUACGUAAUUGUUCAAUCAUUAGCUAUAUUCUUGUCGCUGUUGUAUGGGCUUGCAGCAUUAUUGAUAGGAGUAAAUAAAAAUUAUAAAGGUCAAGAUGAAUUUCAAUUAUUACCAGUUGGUAAAAAUCAUAAUGCAUAAAUAAAAAAUUAUUUCUUAAACAUCUAUUGUAUUGUGUAAUAUGUAAAAUGUAUAUUUUUUAAAAAGAAACUUACAAUUAUACCCAUUUGUAAAAUAAUUUAAGAAUAAAUUAUGCUGUAUUAUUUUUAUAUAAA
Molecule: messenger RNA, 2977 nt
Organism: Daktulosphaira vitifoliae (grape phylloxera)
Lineage: Eukaryota; Metazoa; Arthropoda; Insecta; Hemiptera; Phylloxeridae
Gene: PIG-N
Product: GPI ethanolamine phosphate transferase 1
Exons: 14
Coding region: 144-2843 (899 amino acids)
Biological process (GO): GPI anchor biosynthetic process
Cellular component (GO): endoplasmic reticulum membrane
Molecular function (GO): mannose-ethanolamine phosphotransferase activity
Source: RefSeq, a predicted model, not a curated record